Molecule: messenger RNA, 1748 nt
Organism: Cucurbita maxima (winter squash)
Lineage: Eukaryota; Viridiplantae; Streptophyta; Magnoliopsida; Cucurbitales; Cucurbitaceae
Product: (R)-mandelonitrile lyase 1-like
Exons: 4
Coding region: 55-1668 (537 amino acids)
Molecular function (GO): flavin adenine dinucleotide binding; oxidoreductase activity, acting on CH-OH group of donors
Source: RefSeq, a predicted model, not a curated record
ACAAACUAGAGAGCAUAAUAUUUUAUUGAGCUUUUGAAAACCAUAGAGCAUUCUAUGGCUACCAUUCUUCCACUAAUUCUUAUCUCUAUCUUCUUCUUACGAGUCCUCUCCUCCCAUACUAUCCCUAAUCAAGAUGUGAGCUACAUGAAGUUAGUUCACGACGCGACCGACAUACCCGAAAACGAAGAAUAUGAUUACAUAAUCAUAGGAGGAGGAACAGCUGGUUGCCCAUUAGCUGCAACCUUGUCAUCGAAAUUCUCCGUCCUCCUUCUUGAAAGAGGUAGCGAUCCCAACAAGUAUCCCUCCGUGUUAAACGAGCAAGGUUUAUUGAACGUGUUUGUCGAAGAAGAUGAUGGUGAAAACCCGUUCCAGCGCUUUGUCUCUGAGAAUGGCGUGGAGAUCAUUAGAGGAAGGGUUCUUGGUGGUGGUAGCAUGGUGAAUGCUGGGUUCUACUCGAGGGGCCAUCGGGAGUUCUUUGAAAGUGCAGGCGUUGAUUGGGACAUGGAGUUGGUGGAGAAGGGCUAUGAAUGGGUUGAGGAGACGGUGGUGUCUCGCCCAAGGUUGAGUGCUUGGCAAGGUGCUUUUAGAAGGGCUUUGUUGGAAGGUGGUGUUGGUCCUGAUAAUGGGUUUGAUUUGAGGCAUCUUGUGGGCACUAAAACUGGUGGUUCUAUCUUUGAUGAGGAUGGAAAUAGACAUGGAGCUGUGGAGCUUCUUAAUGGGGUUGAACCCGGAAAUCUUAAAGUUGCUGUUCGUGCUACUGUUCAGAAAAUCAUUUUUUCGGAUCUAUCAGCAAUAGGAGUUUCAUACUCCGAUUCAGAAGGAAAGACACACACCGCAUUCAUCCGCAAGAAAGGGGAGAUCAUAUUGAGCGCCGGAGCCAUUGGAAGCCCUCAGCUUCUCCUUCUAAGUGGGGUUGGCCCAAAAUCUCAUCUUUCCUCCCUCAAACUCCCCGUCGUCCUCCACCAACCCCACGUCGGCGAAUUCAUGUCCGACAACCCCCGUUUCAGCGCCGCCGUCGUGCUUCCAUUCCCACUGGUAGCUUCAUCGGCACAAGUCGUCGGAAUAUUAGACGGCAAUAUCCAUUUGCAAACAUUUGCAAGCCCUGCACCAUUUUUUAUUUUACCAACUUUCGGCCUUCUUCCUCCUCAAUCCACUCUGAUCAACCCGAGCUUAGCCCUUCUUAUCGGAAAAUUCUCGGACGUGCUUUCAAAAGGCUCACUUCACCUGAAUUCCUCGACAGACGUUAAGAACAACCCAAUUGUUCGAUUCAAUUACUAUACGAAUCCUAACGAUCUUGCACAAUGCGUUAGAGGGUUACGUAAAGUGGGGGAUUUUCUUAAAACCCGAACUAUGGAAGAGAUUAAGACGCAAGAUUUGGAGGGUAAUAAAGGGUUUCAGUUUCUAGGGCCUCCAUUGCCGGAAAACUUGUCGGAUAAUAGCUCCGUCCAAGAGUAUUGUAAGGAAACGGUGACCACUUAUUGGCAUUACCACGGCGGAUGUUUGGUCGGGAAAGUUGUCGAUCGUAAUUACAGAGUCAUCGGAAUCAAAAAUUUGCGUGUCGUAGAUGGCUCGACUUUCUCUGUCUCGCCGGGGACUAAUCCGAUGGCCACCCUCAUGAUGCUUGGCCGGUAUGUUGGCCUUAAGAUGCUGCAAGAAAGAUCAAGUUAAAGAGCAUUCAUGUUUUUAAUAAUUUCGUGAUGAUAAAUACAAUAUCGGUUUUAAGUAAAUUUCCCACUAUUUUGUAAUCC